AGGUGUUUUUCACGCUGAGAGGAGAGGCGCGCGCCAAAGAUGAAGUCCUUUGUAGUGUCUGCGCUUGUGCUUUGCGUCCUGGUAACAAAAGCUGAGAGCGCGUCCAACGCAGUUGCUUGGUGUUACCACCUGCCAUCAUGCAAUUUCUCCACCUGGUCAAGUAUCGCCGCUCCGUUUUGCAAUGGCACGCGACAGUCACCCAUUGAUAUAGUAACGGCAAACGCCACCUUUAACGCCAACCUGACGGCGUUCACUUUUCAAAACUACAACAGCACCAGCGCCUUGACGAAGAUUGAAAACACUGGCAAAACAAUCAAAGUGGGCAUUGCCAGUGGGGUCACGGUGUCUGGAGGGGGUCUGAGUGAGUCCUACGACAGCCUGCAGUUCCACUUGCACUGGGGAAAUGGCACCGCUGUCCCCGGAUCCGAGCACACUGUGGACGGGAAGCAGUUUCCCAUGGAGUUGCACAUUGUGAACAGCAAGUCUUCUCUGAAUGGGAACACAACUCUGGCUGUCGGAGACCCUGAAGGACUUGCUGCACUUGGAUUUUUGAUUGAGGCGCUGCCUAGCAACGUGACAGAAUCACCGGAAGCCUGGAAGAAUUUGACUUCCUACUUGCAGAACAUCACGCAGAAAGGUCAGUCGGUUACCAUAACCGAUCCCAUCUCCCUGGAUUCCCUCCUCGAUGGAGUGUCUCUUACCAACUAUUACCGCUACAACGGCUCCCUGACCACCCCUGCCUGUAACGAGGCCGUGGUGUGGACCGUGUUCAACGAUACGAUCAAAAUCAGUGAAGAUCUGAUCAACCGCUUCAGCACAAUAGUGCGAAUCAACGGCAGUUCGUCACCUCUGAUGGUCAACGUGUUCAGGGGGGUCCAGUCGCCGCUGCCCGUCCAGAGGUCGAGCUCUCCGGCUCGGAUCAGCUGCUCGCUCAGCCUGGCGGCUCUCAGUCUGGCUCUGUGGACGAGUUAAAGCUGAACUUUCUGUAUCUUGCAAGAUGCUCACAGUGUUUUGAUGCAACAGUUGAAAACCUCAUGAACGUGAGCAUCGUGACUGGUACUUUAUUGAUUGUAUUAGAUCAUAUCUGCAUUUUGCCGUGCUGAAUGCAUUUGUCUCAGGUUUACUCAGUGGA
Messenger RNA from Salarias fasciatus (jewelled blenny), 1132 nucleotides. RefSeq names its product carbonic anhydrase 4-like. Lineage: Eukaryota; Metazoa; Chordata; Actinopteri; Blenniiformes; Blenniidae. Gene Ontology annotation, cellular component: plasma membrane. The record is from RefSeq and is a predicted model, not a curated record. Bases 40 to 972 code for a protein of 310 amino acids. Gene Ontology annotation, molecular function: zinc ion binding; carbonate dehydratase activity. The transcript is spliced from 9 exons.